CAGCACAGUUCGAUCCUGAGAGUGGAGCAGCGGCCCACGAGCAGGUCCUUGGAGCCCUCGUGAGCAGGAUCUAGCUCCAGGGCAGAAGUGAGGCUGCUUGGAAGCCUGAGGUAAAGCCCCGAGCUCACUGCCCCAUCAUGUUCAGCUCCCUGCUGGCUGGAGGUCACGUGGUCAGCUUGACUCCCCGUGAGGAAUCCAGGAUGGCCCUGCACCCAACCUCCAGCCCUGGCCUCCCAGCCCUGUGUCCUUACUACACCACAGAAAGCUGGGGAACCCAGCCUCUGGUGGCCCCAACACUCCACAAAGGCAGCUCUGACAGGCUCCAGCAGGCCCAGCAGGCUGAGGCCAGAGCUCACUGCCUCCUUCAGUGCCCUGGGGAGCAGACCUCGGAGGCCUCGCAGGAUCUGGAAUCUUGCAUUGACUUCUCCCUGGAGGCCCUCAACCAGAUGAUCCUAGAGAUAGACCCCACCUUCCAGCUGCUUCCCUCUGGGACUGCCGGUCCCCAGGCUGAGUCUACCAACAGUAUCGCAUCAAGGAACAAGAAGGAAGAACCUGAAGCCUUAGAUAUAAAGUAUAUUGAAGUGACCUCCACCAGAUCAAGAUGCCUUGACGGUCCCCAACGCUGCUCCAGCCCGUGUGUCACCCCACCAUUUGGCUCUCCACGAGGUGGCAGCCUCUUCCUCUCCAGGGACAUCCCCCGAGAGACCCGCAGCAGCAACGAGAGCCUCAUCUUCUCUGGGAACCAGGGCAGGGGUCCCUCUCCCCUCACCCCUCCUUCCUUUAACAAUGCCAUCCCUUGCCGGGAAAGCAGAGCCUCUGGCUCUCCACUGGCAACUCCUCCAGGUUGGGAGAAAGGGCUCAGGGCCCCACAGAGGGGCAGCAGGGUCUCUAUGCUGUCAGCCAGCCCUGUAUCGGAUGUCAGCUAUGUGUUUGGAAGCAAUCAGUCCCUCCCCCACUCAAGCCUCGCCAGCUUUCCCUCAUCUUCUGGAUCCCUGGGAAGUCCAGCCAGCUCAUCCUCCAGCCUCCACAGCCUGGACCGAGGGUCCCAGUGUGUGAGACCUAAUGAUGCCCAGGCUCCUAGUAACCCCAUACUGGGCAAGGGCCAGCCCCAAGCAGUGCAGUCUACUCCAGUGGCUAAGGAGCAGGCCAGUAGCUGCCCUGCAUCUGUCACCAACUCCAUGGUGGACAUACCCAUAGUGCUCAUCAAUGGGAGCCCAGAACCACAGUCUCCCCCAGCCCAGCGGACACCAGGACUCCAGAACUCUGUCCAGUCUAGGGCUACACCUCCCAGCCACCUCUGUCAAGCCACUAAGAACCCCAGCAAGACUCUGCCAGAUGUUCCUCUCACUGCAUCUCCAGAAGGUCCUGCCAAGGACAUGCAGCCGACCAUGAAGUUCGUGAUGGACACGUCGAAGUAUUGGUUUAAGCCAAGCAUCACUCGAGAGCAAGCAAUCAGUCUGCUGAGGACGGAGAAGCCGGGGGCCUUUGUCAUCAGGGACAGUUCCUCCUACCGAGGCUCCUUUGGUCUUGCCCUGAAGGUACAGGAGACUCCGGCAUCUGCUCCAAACCGACCAGGUGAGGACGGCACUGACCUUAUCCGUCACUUCCUGAUUGAGUCUUCAGCCAAAGGAGUGCAUCUGAAAGGAGCAGAUGAGGAGCCCUACUUUGGGAGCCUCUCUUCCUUCGUGUGCCAGCACUCCAUCAUGGCCCUGGCCCUUCCCUGUAAACUCACCAUCCCACAGAAAGAACUGGGAGGUGCAGAGCCAGCGUCGGACUCCCCCACACACGGCCAGACCUCUUGCCUGAAGAUAUCAGCCGGUUGCCACACGCUGUACCUGAGCUCUGUGAGUGUGGAGACCCUGAGUGGAGCCCUGGCUGUGCAGAAGGCUAUCUCAGUCACGUUGGAGAGGGAUGUCCUCCCCACGCCCACUGUCGUCCACUUCAAAGUCACUGAACAGGGCAUCACUCUGACAGAUGUCCAAAGGAAGGUGUUCUUCCGACGGCACUACCCACUCGGCGCCCUCCGCUUCUGUGGACUGGACCCCGAGCAACGGAAGUGGCGGAAGUACUGCAAGCCUUCCAGGAUCUUUGGGUUUGUGGCCAAGAGCCAGACAGAACCACAAGAGAACGUGUGCCACCUCUUCGCAGAGUACGAUGCAGUCCAGCCGGCUUCCCAGGUCAUCGGCCUAGUGACUGCUCUGCUUCAGGACACAGAAAGGAUGUAGGAGAAGGGUGUUGUCUGUGUGCCUUCUCUGACAUCUCGAGGGACUUGCCCGGGGACAUGGAACUGUGGCCACAUUGACAAACCUAUCUCUUGGACUCAAGUUGGAUUGAUCAAGUUGAACCCUUUGAACCUGCUGUGACUUCAGCAAUAACCUUCACCUGGCUCUGAGUCUCUUCGAUUAUAAAGACACCCGUCCUUAAGACAGCUGCUCCUUGGACACUCGGCUGGGAGUCUUUAGUGUGCUCCAUCAUGCUACUGAAGCCCGCCCACACCCAAGAUUCCCUGUGUAAAAAACUGUCUGCAAGGACCCUCUCGCCUCAUUAGCCUGAGCACUCCCUACAUGACAGGUUGUGCCAGAGACCUAUGACCCCUGCCUUGUGGUAAACAGCAGGUGCUGGAUCA
Messenger RNA from Mus pahari (shrew mouse), 2626 nucleotides. RefSeq names its product tensin 4 (gene Tns4). Lineage: Eukaryota; Metazoa; Chordata; Mammalia; Rodentia; Muridae. Bases 138 to 2225 code for a protein of 695 amino acids. Gene Ontology annotation, molecular function: protein binding. The transcript has 13 exons. The record is from RefSeq and is a predicted model, not a curated record.